GCAAACUAACCGGCCUAAUUGAGCUGAUCGCUCGACACCAUGCAGCUAGCUAGGACAUGGCCGGAGGAGACGAGCUGAGGCUGCUGGGGACCUGGGCGAGCCCGCACGUCUUGCGAGUACGACUCGCGCUCCACCUCAAGGGCUUGGGCUACGAGUACGUGGAGGAGCAAGGCCUCAAGAACUACAAGAGCGAUGAGCUGCUCCUCAACAGUAAGCUGCCGGUGCUGACCCACGGCGGCAAGCCUGUCUACGGGACGUCGUUGAGCCUAAUCCAGGACCUCGACGAGGCCUUCACCGGCGCCGGCUCCUCCCUCCUCCCCGAAGGCCCCUCCGAGCGUGCUAUUGCUCGCUACUGGGGUGACUUUAUCGAUGACACGCUCGUCAAGGCGAUGGAGAAGGCGACAUGGAGCGUAACGUGCAGGGAGAAGGCAGGGGUGAAGGCCCAGAUGGCGGCCGCUAUGGAGACGCUAGAGGGAGCUAUGAGAGAGUGCUCCAAGCCCUUCUUCGGAGGCGAUAGCCCCGGAUAUGUGGAUGUGGUGCUCGGUGGCCUUCUUCCAUGGCUGUGCGUCACCGAUAAGAGACAACCCAGCAUGAAGACCUUCGACCCUAUCACCACGCCGCUCCUACUCGCAUGGCAGGACCGCUUCUGUUCGUUGAAAAAAGUUCAGGGACUCAUGCCAGAUGUGGGCGAGCUGGUCGACUUAGCCAGGCCGGUGCCUACUCACUGCUCCCGUGAAUCCCUGCAAGUUAUUUUAAUUUUGUCUUCACUUCUUGUGCAAAUUGCGACUGCAUGUAGUAGAUGAUUUUAGGUGGCGGCAGAGGGGAGCUCCAUGGUGAUUCCUUUUGUUCUGACUUCCACUGCCUAGUGCUGAGAAUGUUACCGUAUUGGUGUUGCUACAUACUGUAUGUUGUUCUUUUCGUCUGCGCUCUUUCAAUGAAACGUGGUCAUACUGCGGCUCAUGGGAUUGUCCGGUAUUAGCCACUGUGAGGCAUACUUUUUUUG
Triticum dicoccoides is the source of this 1003-nucleotide messenger RNA. RefSeq names its product probable glutathione S-transferase GSTU6. The record is from RefSeq and is a predicted model, not a curated record. The coding region runs from base 57 to 803 and encodes 248 amino acids. NCBI's taxonomy places the organism in Eukaryota, Viridiplantae, Streptophyta, Magnoliopsida, Poales, Poaceae. Gene Ontology annotation, biological process: glutathione metabolic process. Gene Ontology annotation, molecular function: glutathione transferase activity. Gene Ontology annotation, cellular component: cytoplasm. The transcript has 2 exons.